AUGGAGGAGGAUGUGGUGGUGGCUGUGGUGGAGGAGGAUGUGGUGGUGGUGGCGGCGAGUGAGGAAAGAGAGAUCAUGGAAACUUUUUUGAUUAUCAUAGCAUGUUGUGGUGGUUUCUUAGCUUUACUUGCAAUAAUACUUGCAAUAGUAACGGGGAAUAAGAAGGAGAGUAACACUAAUGGGCCUGUACAAAAGCUCAACAACCAGAGAACCAGCGCGGUAAGUACAAGCAAUGGUGAUGGUAGCUACAUGUUUUAUCCUGCCGCUGCUGCGUCUCUUCCUACUGUCUCCGAUUCUGCUCAUCACCGCCACCAUCACGGUGGUCAUCAUCUUGGUGGCCAUCACGGUGGCGGUGGUUUUGGUGGCCAUCACGGUGGCGGUGGUUUUGGAGGACAUCACGGUGGCGGUGGACAUCACGAUGGUGGUGGACAUCACGGUGGUGGCGGUGGAGGCUGUGGGGGAGGAAGUUAG
Molecule: messenger RNA, 471 nt
Organism: Camelina sativa (false flax)
Lineage: Eukaryota; Viridiplantae; Streptophyta; Magnoliopsida; Brassicales; Brassicaceae
Source: RefSeq, a predicted model, not a curated record